Messenger RNA from Xiphophorus hellerii (green swordtail), 1551 nucleotides. RefSeq names its product olfactory receptor 1-like. The record is from RefSeq and is a predicted model, not a curated record. The coding region runs from base 121 to 1089 and encodes 322 amino acids. The transcript has a single exon. Gene Ontology annotation, molecular function: odorant binding; G protein-coupled receptor activity; olfactory receptor activity. Gene Ontology annotation, cellular component: membrane. Gene Ontology annotation, biological process: detection of chemical stimulus involved in sensory perception of smell; G protein-coupled receptor signaling pathway. Lineage: Eukaryota; Metazoa; Chordata; Actinopteri; Cyprinodontiformes; Poeciliidae.
AAACAUAAAGCAGAUAUGAAAGCUGCUAGGGCUUAUCAGUUUCCUUACUGAUGGUGUAGCAGCUUCUGACAGCACAGAUAAGACUUGGUUUGCAACAACAGGCAUGACAAUAAUCUGACAAUGGAUUCAUUUAAUCCUUUUUUUGUGAAAAAUAACACAUUUAUCCAACCUGCCUAUUUUAUAAUAAGUGGAUUUAUUGGUUUACCAAACAUGAAGUAUUACUAUGUCUUUCUCUUUUUUGUGUUUAUAAUCUCAGUGCUUGCAAACGUGGCUGUAAUGGCUGUAAUCUGUCUGGAUCAUAACCUCAGAACUCCAAAGUAUGUUGCAGUUUUUAACCUUGCAUUUGUGGACCUUUUAGGUAGCUGUGCUCUGGUACCAAAGGUCCUUGAUAUCUUUUUGUUUAAUCAUUAUUAUGUCCCCUACAAUGACUGCUUGGCGUUUCUGUUCUUCUGCUACAUUUGCCUUUCAAUGCAGGCUCUUAAUCUGGUUGCUCUCUGCUACGAUCGCCUGAUGGCCAUCAUGUUUCCUCUGCACUACCAUGUAAAGGUUACUCAUAAGAUUAUGUUUUCCAUGCUUACCUUUUUUUGGCUUUUUGUAAUAACUUGUGUUUUAAUUGCAAUUGGCCUUCUUACAAGACUUUCCUUCUGCAAGUCUGUGGUUAUUAACAGCUAUUUUUGUGACCAUGGUCAAAUCUACAAGCUGGCAUGCAAUGACAAUUUUCCUAAUGUUGUGAUCUCACAAUUACUUCCAUUUCUGUUUCUUUGGAUGCCUCUUAUUAUAAUAUUUUCCAGUUACAUAUGUAUUGGGUAUACUUUAGCUCAGGUGGUUGCAGCUCAGGAAAGGGUGAAGGCUCUUAGAACCUGCACAGCUCAUCUCUCAUUGGUAGUUAUCUAUUUCUGUCCAAUAUUGAUCACGUUUACUAUGGGUUCUGGCAUCCAUCCAAAUGCCAGAAUCAUUAACUUGUCUUUGACCUCUGUUAUUCCUCCACUGUUAAACCCAGUCAUUUAUGUUUUGCAUACACAAGAAAUAAGAUUAUCAAUUAAAAGAAUACUAAAAGGUAGGAAUAAAGCUAAAAUUAUGGUGAAAUAAAUAUUUUAGGCCUGUUUUCUUUUUCAAACAACAGAAAUAUGUUGACAAAUAUCUUUUAUUUUUGCAUAAAAGAGGACAGAGAGGCUUGAUUUUAGCAUUUGUUCUGAAUUGUGUAAUCUUUUUAGCUCAGUUGUCUCUGAAUGCUAACUUCUGUUUUGAUAUUAAUAGCAAACAAUUUCUAGUUUCUUUCUAGUUCCUGACUGGAUUUCCUGUUAAAUCCCUCUUGUCUUUUAAUGUCUAUGCAAAGCAUUUCCUUAUAAAGUCAUAGUUCAAAAAAGAUUUGCUUAAAAUGAAAUACAGAUUUAUGAAAUAAUCUGGUGUUUUCCUCUAGAAGAAAAUCUCAUUUACUCUAAAUUUUAUAAAAUAAAAUACCAGAAUAAUGAAAUUGUCUUUGUUUGUUUACUGAACACAUUUACAGUAUUUCAUGUUGGAUUAACAUUAACAUCCAUGUUUUUAUGGUGU